Messenger RNA from Fragaria vesca subsp. vesca, 1053 nucleotides. RefSeq lists its product as uncharacterized. Bases 1 to 1053 code for a protein of 350 amino acids. The record is from RefSeq and is a predicted model, not a curated record. The transcript is spliced from 4 exons. NCBI's taxonomy places the organism in Eukaryota, Viridiplantae, Streptophyta, Magnoliopsida, Rosales, Rosaceae.
AUGGCAGCCACAGUAGUCCCUAGUGUAAUGAUUAAUCUAAAAGCUCUCGACAAAAACAACUAUAAGCACUGGAGCUUUCGGGUGAAAACAUACUUAGUGGCUGAAGAUUUGUGGGACGUUGUCGAAGACACAAACGACCCUCCAAAACUAGAAGACGGGAAAGCUAUAUUCGUGGCUUGGCGGAAAAACAAUGCUAGGGCUUUGCAUGCUAUCACCAUAUCUUGCGGGGAGGAUGCUGAGUCCGCCAUUAGCGAUAUAGAGAUGGCGAAAGAUGCCUGGAACACUUUGGCAGAAAAGUUCAAGCCUCCUGAAAUUAUAGAAACUCAAGAUUUCAAUUCUGAAGUGGACUCCGGCUCAGAUGAUGGUAAUGCUGACUCGAAAAUAGAUGCGGUUGAAGCAUAUGACCAUGAGACCUAUGCAUCUUUCUUCAAUAAGGUGGCCACAGCCAUGGGGGACGGGAAAUGGGAGGAUGUAAAAGAGUUUAUGAAACAACAUCCAGAGGCAGUAAGAGCAAAACAUGGGCGCUGGGGCUUGACAGUUUUUCACAAAGUAGUCCGGUAUCAGGACGUGAGAGGUGUAAAAGAAUUGCUGCCGUUUAUGAGAAAGAAAGAUUGGGGAAUACUAGACAAUGAAGGACGUACUGCUUUUUCUCUGGUUAUAGAAGAUGGGCAUACAGAUGAUGCGAUCGAAAUCGUCAAGUGCAUAGUUGAGAAGAACAAAAAAUUACUCCUUCGUGUUGUCCAUCCUUCCGCCAAAACUGUUCCACUCGUGUAUGCUCUGAGUUUGGACAAACCAAAAAUGGCCCGUUAUCUUUAUUCUGUUACUCCACUCGAGAAGCUCAAGAGUAGAGACGCCGCUGAGCUUGUUUCCACGGGUUUGCGAUUGAAACAUUUAGAUAUUUCGUUGGACUUACUACGGCGUUUUCCAAACUUGGCCAUUGCUGAAGAUCACUCUGGUCAAUCUCCAUUAAAUGAAUUGGCUAGUACGCGUGCUGGAUUAUUCUCAGAUGCUAGCAAGCUCGGAAUGCGGAAACGAUUGAUUUAUAGAUGUUAG